This is a messenger RNA of Odontomachus brunneus, 1222 nucleotides long. It is a transcript of the gene HemK1, whose product is annotated as MTRF1L release factor glutamine methyltransferase. The record is from RefSeq and is a predicted model, not a curated record. Gene Ontology annotation, molecular function: protein methyltransferase activity; nucleic acid binding. The transcript has 5 exons. NCBI's taxonomy places the organism in Eukaryota, Metazoa, Arthropoda, Insecta, Hymenoptera, Formicidae. Gene Ontology annotation, cellular component: mitochondrion. Gene Ontology annotation, biological process: protein methylation. Bases 90 to 1193 code for a protein of 367 amino acids.
GAAAUAUGUAAUUCCUAGCGAGUCCAUCAGUUGAUGGCACAGCGUCAGUAUCAUCUUUUACACGUGCAAUUUCUGUUCAGUUAGACAACAUGUGGUGUCGAGGUAUUUUAGGGUCGCGUGUUAUUUCCAACAAGACAGCUAUUUUCACAUACUUGCGGUACUUGACAAGUAAUAGGCUCAACGCUAUUGAGACUCCUAAUGUAAUUCCUGGUGAAUCACUCAACACUGUUCCGUUUAGACACUCAAUGCGACGUGCAAUCGCUUCAAACGCACGUGAAAGUACAAUCGGCGACAUUAUCGAUCAAUGGAGUCAUCGAUUCGAGACCGAGGGCAUACCGGAACCGGUAGAGUCGAUAGAACACAUAGUAGCGCACGUUAUAGGAACCAAGAAGACAUUAGAUGUUUUAAACAUGAAAAACGACAGACUCAGCGCUAAUCAGAUCAAGAAAUUAGAAUUACUGUGCGAAUGCCGAUUGUCGAGGAUGCCAGUGCAAUAUAUUAUUGGCGAAUGGGAUUUUCGGGACAUCACCGUGAAACUAGCACCACCAAUUUUUAUACCUCGCCCUGAGACAGAAAUAUUAGUGGAUUUCGUCUUAAAAAGACUAAACUUGUCACAAGCUGAAAGUUCUGAGAUUUUAGAGAUUGGUUGCGGUUCCGGUGCUAUUUCAUUAGCACUUGCUCACGCUUGUAAGAAGAUAAAGUGCACAACGAUCGAUGCCAAUCAACACGCUUGCGACUUGACGAUAGCAAAUCGAAACACACUGAACCUGACGGAUCAAAUCGUAGUGUUACACGCGACCUUGAAGUCGGACGCCACGAUUGAAGUUACGAGCACCUUCAAUGGUGCCGGCAACGUGGAUUUGAAUUCGAAGCAGUUUGACUUCGUAGUCAGUAAUCCACCAUAUGUACCGACGAAGAAAAUAUUUGAACUAGAGCCUGAGAUAAAAAUUUAUGAAGAUCUCAAGGCGUUGGAUGGUGGCGAUGAUGGACUGAAGAUCAUCAAACCACUCUUAAGAUAUGCUGCUAAGGUGUUAAAACCUGGCGGACGUCUCUUUUUGGAAGUUGAUCCUACUCAUCCAAAGUACAUAAAAUUUUUCACAAAUAAAUAUUCCGAUUUGAAGCUGCAUCACGAACACACGUACAAAGAUUUCUGUAAUAAUGAUCGUUUCGUGGAAGUACUAAAAAUCAACUAAUGAAAAAGCAAUCAGUACCAUGAGCUCUC